AGAGCUGAUGGACGGGGGGCGGCCCUGGAGCCCCCACGAGAAGGCCCUGCACGAGGCGCGCCUCAAGGCCAAGGCCAAGCGCCGCCUGCGCCGCACCUCCUCCCGCGACGCCCUGGCCGAAGGAGGCGCCGAGCCCGCCGGCCCCGAGCCCAGCAGCCCGCCCCCCGCCGCCAAGGGCCACGACCGGCGCUCCCGCAUGGGCAAGGGGCGCGGCCUGCCCAAGAAAGGUGGCGCCGGAGGGAAAGGCGUCUGGGGAGCGCCCGGCCUCGUCUACACCUACCAGGAGCCCGACGCGCGGGACCCCAACUACGACGAGGCCGCCCAGGGCGACACGGUCUAUGCCACAGUGGUGCCGGAGCUGGAGGAGGAGGAGCUGAAGAAGAACGUGCACCCCAUGGUGCUGGAAUACUUUGAGCAUGGAGACCCCCUGGAGGUGGUGGAGCUGCUCCGGGGCCUGAAUCUGGGGGGCCACAAGGCAGCGGUGCCCUCGAUGGCCGUGGCACUGUCUCUGGAGGGCAAGGCCAGCCACCGGGAGCUGACCUCACGCUUGCUGUCGGACCUGGUGGGGAAGGUGCUGAGCCCCGAGGACAUGGCGGCCGCGUUCGAUGGGAUGCUGCAGGACCUGCCCGACCUGAUCCUUGACACGCCGGAAGCCCCGCAGAUGCUGGGCCAGUUCAUCGCCCGGGCUGUGGCUGACCACGCCUUGCCCCUCGACUUCCUCGAGCGCUACAAAGGGCGGGUCGACUGUGAGCAUGCUCGGGCCGCCCUGGAUCGCGCUGCUGUCCUCCUGCGGAUCAAGCAAGACGUCAACCGCCUGGACAACGUGUGGGGCGUGGGGGGAGGCCAGAGACCUGUUAAGCACCUUAUCAGGGAGAUGAACCUGCUGCUCCGUGAGUACCUCCUUUCGGGAGAAGUGUCGGAGGCCGAGCGCUGCCUGCGCCAGCUGGAGGUACCCCACUUCCACCACGAGCUCAUCUACGAGGCGGUGGUGAUGGUGCUGGAGUCCUCAGGCGAGACGGCGGUCGCCAUGAUGAUGAAGCUGUUGAAGGUGCUGUGGGAGACGGGGCUGGUGACGCUGGACCAGAUGAACAGGGGCUUCCAGCGGGUGUACGAGGAGCUCGGAGACAUCAGCCUGGACGUCCCCCUGGCUCACAACAUCCUGGAGCGCCUGGUGGACUUGUGCUUCGAGGAGGGGGUCAUCACCAAGCAGCUGAGAGACGCCUGCCCUGCCCGGGGCCGGAAGCGCUUUGUCAGCGAAGGAGAUGGUGGCCAAAUCAAGCAGUGAUUGGCGGCUGGCAGCCCCCUCCCCACCAGCACCCCCUCUCGCUCAGCACCUGCAGCGGCAUGUUGGAGACCUCCUGUGGCCGGACUGAGGAGAGAGGGAGCCAAGCUCAUCUCACUGGUCUCCUUGGCCUGCCACCCCCCUUCCUCCACCACCCCCCAUCUCAGGAAGGAAAAGGAGCGGGGGCCAGAGCUGGGAUUGGUCCUGGCUUGGUGGUAUCCCCAAAUCCCCUCUGCUCUCGGGCCUGGAGCGGCUUCCAGAGCUGUCAUUGCAAGGCGCCCCUCUCUGCUUGUGGAGGGAGGGAGCGGGGAGUCCUGGAGCUGUGCUUUGGCUUCCAGAAGCUGCUGUGCAGGUGUGUGUGUGGGGGGGGAAGCAUCUCAGGGUAUAGGGCAAUUUGCUGGGGGUGGGGGGGCGGCAGGGCUUGGGCCAGGCGACGUGAGGCCCUUGCAGGCAAAGGAGGUGUGGCUCCAGCAGCAAUAAAAGAUUUAUCCAAAGGA
Molecule: messenger RNA, 1779 nt
Organism: Heteronotia binoei (common prickly gecko)
Lineage: Eukaryota; Metazoa; Chordata; Lepidosauria; Squamata; Gekkonidae
Product: programmed cell death protein 4-like
Exons: 10
Coding region: 8-1285 (425 amino acids)
Biological process (GO): negative regulation of DNA-templated transcription
Cellular component (GO): nucleus; cytosol
Source: RefSeq, a predicted model, not a curated record